CAUAGACGAAGGUUGUUCGUCGUUCAGUUUAACCCUCCGCGUGGUAAGAAGUGAGUAGUCUGUGGCGUUAUAAGAUUUUUGUCAACUUGUUUUGGCUUUGCGAAGAUAUUCGGAAUGGAUUAGAUUAGAAAAUGCCUCACCCAGAUGCUGGUACCAGCGGUUCCAGCUCAAUAAGAAAGACCAAUAGAAUAAUUUCUACAGCCGCAGAUUCGUGGACCGGCCCGUCAAAAAUUCAGUGCUGUGUGCCUGAAUGCGGCAACAACGAACAAGGCCAGCCCGGGAAGGUGUACUACGCGUUCCCCAAGGAGACAUUAUGGCGCUCAAAAUGGCUACAUCUGAUCAACCGACCCGACAUGCAACCGACAGCUGAUGACCGUGUCUGUUCAGACCACUUCUCCCCUAAUCAGUACACCGUUAAGAGAGCGUUGAGGGGGGACGCACUGCCCACGAUCGACAAGCAGCCAACGGCAACGCCUCUACUGAAAAGGAAACCAGAAGAUAAAAACAUACAAACAAACAGCAAACAACCCCGUUUAGACACACAACCCAACAAAGAAACUGAAGCAAUUAUACUUAUCAAAAUAGAACCGGAAGAACAAACUACAGACUUAAUCAUCAAAGAAGAACCAGUCAUCGAAGAACCUUUAAACAUAGAAAUCCAAUGUCGAGACAAUGAUCCUCUAGCUAUUCCCAACGCAGAACCAAAAAAAGAAAACUUAAUCAACGUCAAAGAAGAACCAAUGAUAGACACAACUACUGAAACAACAAUACAUAUCAAAAUAGAACCAGAUGAACCGACUACACUCAAUGUAGAUCCAAAAGAAGACUUAAUAGGCAAAGAAAAACCUUUACACAUAGAAACCCAAUGUAGAGACAAAGAUCCUCUAGCUAUCAAACCUGAGACUGUACGCACUACAGCAACUCAAACAUUUUCUCGUAAAAAAAUGUACCUAAGCGUUGCUUGUAUCACCAGUGCUGAACAGAUAAAUCUAGCGCAAGGAAUCAAUGAACAAAAGGCAACCAAGCCAGCUCAAACACAAACUACGACACCUCUUCUAGCGCACUUCACAGAUCCAAUAAAAAAAAAGAUGAAAGCUGAAAUUAGAGAAGCAAACAGAAAAACUAAGAUGUUGAGCAACGCUUCAAUGGACAAGAGUAGAUUCAUGCAAUGUUGUGAUAACUAUCUAAAUGAGAAGAUCGCUCAUAUUGUAAAGACGCACUCACAUAUACAAGAGAAAUUUAAAGGGAACCGAUACGGAUCUGAUUUCAAAGUAUUUGCUCUGAAUUUGUGUCUAAGCAAUCCGGAAUCUUACAGAUUUGUUGAGAAGAUCUUCAAUUUGCCAUCCAAAACCACGCUGCAACGAUUACAAAUGCCAGCCAGAACUGGAACUAAUCCAAAUCUGAUAGAAUACUUGAAAGUAAAAGUGAGCAAGAUGUCAGAAAAGGAGAAGUUGUGUGCUUUAUGCUUUGAUGUGAUGAGAGUAAGCAAGAAUCUUUGGUACGAAGUGAACAAUGACUUUCUAUGUGGGAUGCAAGAGAUUGAUCAAGUUUUAGGGCCUGAGCCGGCUGAAUAUGCCGCUAUGCUGAUGAUUAGAGGUUUAUAUACGAAGUGGACGCAGCCUGUUUCAUUCUCAUUCAUGACAGAGAAGCGUCGGUAUCCGGAGCUGAAGGAAUGGCUUCACAGGAUCAUAGGAAUAAUGUCUGAUAUAGGACUGAAUGUCAAAGUGAUAGUAGCCGAUUUAGAGAAUGACUUCAUGGACAUUUCUUUACCAAACGGUGAACACUAUUUUGAAAUGGACGAGAGAAUUAUCUACCAGUUUUAUGACGUGAGGUACCUCUUUAAGAGUGCUAGAGACGCGCUUAUGAAAAAUAACUUCCAUAUCGAGUCAAAAGUUGCUCAAUGGAGUCAUAUACUAAAGGUUUAUGACAAAGACAGCGAUCAUGAUUUAAGUCUGAUGCCUAAAAUCACGGAUGCACACGUAAGACCUUCUGGAGAUGCCUUAAAUGAUGUCAAUUUGGCAAUUCAAAUAUUUAGCAAUAGCGUCGCCGCUGCGAUGAACUUCCAUGUUAUUUCUAACAUGGCUAACCAGAAAAUUAAAGAUACAGUGGAAUUCAUAGCCAAAAUGAGCAGUAUUCUCGACGAGUUAGCUCCAAAAUCUCUGGAUAAUGCUUAUAAAGGAACGGACCAUCAGAAUAAAAUAUUAUCUGAUGUUUUACAAUAUCUAGAAGAAUUAAAAGUAAAAGAUAAGCGUGGGAAUGAAAUUGAAACUCAAUUCGUUACUGGAUUAAAAGUUAAUAUUAAAACAGCAGUAUCUCUAUUAGAAGAGUUAAAGAAGGAAAACCUUCAAUACCUUCACACGAAAGUUUUAAGCAAGGACUGCGUAGAAGUGUAUUUCGAUGAAUGUCGACGCCUAGGAGGGAACUGCUGUGAGAAACCAACACCUAUCAUGUUCGCUCGUUCCUUCCGUCGCCUAUUUCUAGUAAAUUUAGUACAUAAAGAUAUAGAUGGUGACAGCGAAGACUUGAAAUCAACGUUGUACAAAAUAAGCGAAUACAUGAUAACAGACACUGAAAAGAAAGAUGAACUCGAAGUUGACCGAUUGAAACGAAUAUUGGGUGCUGGAGUCAGUGAUAUUAAAAUACAAUGGCCGACAACUGAAUAUAUAGCUGGAUAUCUAAUUUGGAAGUGUCUAGAGAAGCAUCCUUGUGAGAAAUUUAUAGAAAAACUGAGCACACAUUAUGAUAUCCCUGUUGAAGAAAACAUGGCGACGCUACUUCAAAAUUUUCGACAGUAUAACGCAGAAAACGUAAAUAGCGUAUAUCUCCUAAAACCUCCAGGUUACCUGGUAGAUUUUGUAGACCUAAUGGAUCAGAAAUAUUGCGAAUAUUUCACUAAACAGGACAAAGAUCCCAUGUAUUUCGCUUGGAACACAUAUAAAUUUAUGGAGGAAGAUACUUUCGAAUUGCCGUGUGAAUGUUUUCCUUUGAAAUUUAUGAAGAUUUUGUUUAUAAGGUUGAAGAUUGAACAUUCUGUUCGAGAGCAUAAUAAGUAUAGUAAGAAUCCCCGCAAACCAAGACAUCUGCAGAGGAAACAAAUCAGUAAGAAGAGUAAAUAAAUUUAACUAGAGGUAA
Molecule: messenger RNA, 3132 nt
Organism: Cydia pomonella (codling moth)
Lineage: Eukaryota; Metazoa; Arthropoda; Insecta; Lepidoptera; Tortricidae
Exons: 5
Coding region: 132-3116 (994 amino acids)
Molecular function (GO): sequence-specific DNA binding
Source: RefSeq, a predicted model, not a curated record